Molecule: messenger RNA, 677 nt
Organism: Lepisosteus oculatus (spotted gar)
Lineage: Eukaryota; Metazoa; Chordata; Actinopteri; Semionotiformes; Lepisosteidae
Product: type-4 ice-structuring protein LS-12-like
Biological process (GO): lipoprotein metabolic process; lipid transport
Cellular component (GO): extracellular region
Molecular function (GO): lipid binding
Source: RefSeq, a predicted model, not a curated record
UCAGGGAGUUAUAAAAGUCCCCUUAGGAGUCUUCAACUUAACAUCAAGUCUGAGAAUCUUUGCAGUAAAGGUGCCCAUUCCAAUCAGUAGCCAUGAAGUUUUUCCUGGUCUCCGCCCUUGCCGUUGUGCUAGCCCUGACACAUGGCACUGAGGCUCUGUCUCUGGUGAAACGGGAGGCCCCACCAUCCUUGCCAGACUUUGAAAGGCUGACCAAGUACUUCCAGGACCUGUCUGCCACACUUACCAGUGGCACCCAGGACCUGGUGGAGAAACUGAAGGCUCAGGAACUGACAAACAAGGCUCAGGCUUACCUGGAGGAUAGCAAAGCUCAGCUGCAGCCCUUGGCCGAGAACAUCCAGGCCCAGCUCAAGCCCCUCGUUGACAACAUUGAGGAGCAGCUCCGGCCCCUGACUGACAACCUGCAGUCCCAGCUGAAGCCCCUGGCUGAGAACGCCCAGGUCCAGCUCCUGGAGCUCUGGAAGAAGUUCCUGGACCAGGCUAAAGCCCUGGCUCCAGCACCCCAGCAGUAAAAAUCAAGGGCGUACCAGCAUGUGGCCCUAGUGUAAAAUUCUCUGGGCCCAUGCUUUGUGACUGUCUGCUUGCUUUCAAAUGUCUGUCCUCCUACCCCUUUACCUGCAUUUGUCAAACAAUAUGCAAUAAAAUGCUCAAAAGCUGAA